[Torrubiella] hemipterigena is the source of this 582-nucleotide messenger RNA. The record is from the annotation of a GenBank genome assembly. Lineage: Eukaryota; Fungi; Ascomycota; Sordariomycetes; Hypocreales; Clavicipitaceae.
AUGCCUAGCCUUCUGAACCCCCAGAUCACCAACCUCCUCAUCAUCCUUGGUAUGAUGCAGGUCUCCAAGCGCGUCCCCUUUGACGACCCCAACGUCCUCAACUCGGUCCGUGCGAUCUACGUUACCAGCAACAUCAUCAUUGCUCUUGUAUACUUCUACGUUCAGUCUAAGAUCAAUGCCAAGAAUGACAUGACCACCCUCAAGUACGUCGAGCCUGCCCCCAUGGGCUCUACCGAGGAGCCCAAGCUCGUCACAACUACUAUCAAGGACUACGAUCUUGCCCAGCUUAAGACUGCCUGGCGCGGCCAGCUUACUGGUGUUGCCAUGAUGGCCUUUAUGCACCUUUACAUGAAGUACACCAACCCUCUCUUGAUCCAGAGCAUUAUCCCCGUCAAGAGCUUGUUCGAGAGCAACCUUGUCAAGAUCCACCUUUACGGCCAGCCCGCCUCCGGUGACCUCAAGCGUCCUUUCAAGGCUGCUGCUGGUCUCAUGGGCGCCAUGCAGGGUGGUGCUACUCAGAGCGACAAGAAGGCCGUCGAAGCCGCUGAGAAGGCUGGCCGCGGUGGUGCUAAGGAGGAGUAA